Mya arenaria is the source of this 3864-nucleotide messenger RNA. RefSeq names its product p53 and DNA damage-regulated protein 1-like. The coding region runs from base 161 to 580 and encodes 139 amino acids. The transcript has 4 exons. The record is from RefSeq and is a predicted model, not a curated record. NCBI's taxonomy places the organism in Eukaryota, Metazoa, Mollusca, Bivalvia, Myida, Myidae.
CUUAGGCUAACCUCAUCAAAACACGUGUUUACUUUAAAUACACCACCAACUCCAUCACUCGUUUCAGACGUCGUUUUGUAAAACAAACGCCUUUGUCACCAUAUACCAUUGGAGAGGACAGUCAUAUGUCCAGUUGAUAGUCAUACUGCCGAUCUGCACCAUGGACACAAAGGUCAAUAAAGGUCAUGAAGACAAAGGUGAUGGUCAUCUGCUGCAGCUGUUGUACGAGAUGGAGGCUGCAGCAGAGGAGAUUCUGUCAGACAAACAGCAAAUCAUCGACCUGGACAGGAAACGCCAGAAAACAAGAGAGGCCAUCAGGGUGUUAUCUAAGGACAAGAAGAGUGGGAAACACUGGGUGUGUGCAGGCAACAUGUUCCUCAAGCUGCCUGCUGACAACACAAAGACCAUCCUCAAUCAUGAUUUCAACCAGCUGGAUCUGGAGAUCGGCGAGAUGCGUCGGAACCUUAAGCCCAAGGUGAACAAGUUACGUGACCUUGAGAUGAAGGACGAUGCCAAGGGCUUCAAUCUUACCCCACUGAGUCGCUCUGACAUGAAACUCAUUGAUGACUACUGUGACUGAUUCAGUCACAGAAGUUAGACUUCUACUCUCAAAAUCUUACAUAUCAUGUGGCUCAAUAUUUUAAGCAAGCCCUAGACAUAUAACAUUUAGACUAAGAACAAGCCCAUCUAUCAUUUUACCAGUACAGGGCUUGGGCUUAUUUUGAUCACUGCGGAUUGUUGUGUACAAUGACUUUGACUUAUGUUGUGUACACAGAACAGUGACUUUUGACAGACUGAUUAUGCGCAGUCCUGUGACUUGCGAAUGAUUGUCUGUAGUUUGCACAAUCCUGUAACAUGCGACUGAUUGUCUGGACUCUGGAGUGUGCUCAGUACAAUGAUUUGUGACUGAUUGUGCAGUGAACACAGUAGUGACUUGUGACUAGUUAUAUGUAGAGUACACAGUACAGUAACUUGUGAUUAGUUAUAUGUAGAGUACACAGUACAGUGACUUGUGACUGGUUAUAUAUAGAGUACACAGUACAGUGACUUGUGAUUGGUUAUAUGUAGAUCACACAGUACAGCAACUGGUUGCUGGUUAUAUGUAGUGUAUGCAGUACAGUGACUUGUGACUGGUUAUAUGUAGAGUACACCAACAGUGACUUGUGACUGGUUAUAAGUAGUGCACAGUACAGCAACUGGAUACUGGUUAUAUGUAGUGUAUUCAGUAUAGUGACUUGUGACUGGUAAUUUGUAGAGUAUACAGUAUAGUGACUUGUGACUGGUUAUAUGUAGAGUAUACAGUACAGUGACUUGUGACUGGUUAUAUGUAGAUUAUACAGUACAGUGACUUGUGACUGGUUAUAUGUAAAGUAUACAGUACAGUGACUUGUGACUGGUUAUUUGUAGAGUAUACAGUACAGUGACUUGUGACUGGUUAUAUGUAGAGUAUACAGUACAGUGACUUGUGACUGGUUAUAUGUAGAGUAUACAGUACAGUGUUUGUUGGUUGAUUGGCUGUAGUGUACACAGUACAGUGACUUGUGACUAGUUAUAUGUAGAGUACACAGUACAGUGACUUGUGACUAGUUAUAUGUAGAGUAAACAGUGCAAUGUUUGUUGGUUGAUUGGCUGUAGUGUACACAGUACAGUGACUUGUAACUAGUUAUAUGUAGAGUACACAGUACACUGUUUGUUUGUUGAUUGGCUGUAGUGUACACAGUACAGUGACUUGUGACUGGUUAUAUGUAGAGCCCACAGUACAGUGACUUGUGACUGGUUAUAUGUAAAGUACACAGUACAGUGACUUGUGACUAGUUAUAUGUAGAAUACACAGGACAGUGACUUGUGACUGGCUAUAUGUAGAGUACACAGUACAGUGACUUGUGACUGGUUAUAUGUAGAGCCCACAGUACAGUGACUUGUGACUGGUUAUAUGUAAAGUACACAGUACAGUGACUUGUGACUAGUUAUAUGUAGAAUACACAGGACAGUGACUUGUGACUGGCUAUAUGUAGAGUACACAGUACAGUGACUUGUGACUGGUUAUAUGUAGAGUACACAGUACAGUGACUUGUGACUGGUUAUAUGUAGAAUACACAGUACAGUGACUUGUGACUGGUUAUAUGUAGAGUACACAGUACAGUGACUUGUGACUGGCUAUAUGUAGAGUACACAGUACAGUGACUUGUGACUGGUUAUAUGUAGAGUACACAGUACAGUGUUUGGUGGUUGAUUGUCUGUAGUGUACACAGCACAGUGACUUGACACACAGGAAAGUGACUGAUUACAGUAAUUUUGUUUGUGUUUGUGUAUUGACCUUUUAUCAUUUACUAGGUCCUGGUAUAUUGACGUUAUAUUAUAUGCUGAGGCCUAUGACCUUAUAUUAUUUCCUUGGUCCUACUGUGUUGAUGUUAUUAUACCCCGACAAACGAAGUUUGAAGGGGGUAUAUUGGAGUCACCCUGUGGUCGGUCGGUCCGUUGCAAUUUCCUUGUCCGGAGCAAAAACUAAUGGAUGGAAUUGGAUUAAACUUCAUACAAUGAUAGAGCAUAAUGAAAGAAGUGCAGUGUACAAUAACCAUAACUCUAUUCUUGCUUAUUACUGAGUUAUUGCUCUUUGUUACUUCUUUUUGUCCGGAGUAUAACUUGAAAAGUACUGGAUGGAUUUCAUUGAAACUUCAUACAAUAGUAAAGCACAAUGAGAGGAAGUACAGUGUUCGAGAACCAUAACUCUACUUCAGCUUAUUACUGAGUUAUUGCCCUUUAUUUGGGGUUUUUUGCUGUCAAUUUUUUUUCCAGACAUUAACUUGCAAACUACUAGAUGGAAUUUAUUAAAACUUCAUACAAUGGUAAAGCACAAUGAAAGGAAGUGCAGUGCACAAGAACCAUAACUCUAUUUCAGCUUAUUACAGAGUUACUGCUCUUUGUUACUUUUUUUCUUGUCUGGAGCAUAACUUGAAAACUAUUGGAUGGAAUUUAAUAAUACUUCAUACAGUGAUAGAUCAUAAUGAGAGGGAGUGCAGUGUACAGGAACAGCAAUUCUAUUUCAGCUAAUUGCAGAGUUACUGCCCUUUGUUACUUUUUUCUUGUCCGGAGCAUAACUUGAAAACUAUUGGAUGGAAUUUAAUCAAACUUCAUACAGUGAUAGAUCAUAAUGAGAGGGACUGCAGUGUACAGGAACCGCAAUUCUAUAUCAGCUAAUUACAGAGUUACUGCCUUUUGUUACUUUUUCUUGUCCGGAGCAUAACUUGAAAACUAUUGGAUGGAAUUUAAUAAAUCUUCAUACAGUGAUAGAUCAUAAUGAGAGGAAGUGUAUUGUACAGGAACCACAAUUCUAUUUCAGCCAGUUACAGAGUUAUUGCCCUUUGUUACUUUUUUCUUGCCCGGAGCAUAACUUGAAAACUAACGGAUGGAAUGUAAUAAAACUUUACACAAUGGUACAGCACAAUGAGGAGUUCAGUGUACAUGAAUCAAUUCACUUUUUUAGCAAAUUACAGAGUUAUUGCCUUUUUCUGUGGGUUUUUUUUUGUCAAAUUUUUGUCCUGACAGUUACUUGAAAACUACUAGAUGGAAUAGCAUAAAACUUCAUAUAAUGAUAAAUCAUAAUGAGAGGCGGCAUUCGGGGGUAUUAAUCACCUUCAGUGAUAGCUCUAGUUUAAUCUGUUGGAUCCUGAUGUAUUGAAGUUAUGUUAUAUGCUGGGACGUUUUGCUAUAUUGACAUAUUUUCUGCUGGGACAUGCUGUAUUGAGGUUAUAUUCUCUAUAAAACAACACAUUUUUUGGCAGAUCUACAUGACUAAAAGUAAUUGAAGGAUAAAUAAACCUAUAAAAAGGUAAUUAAAGAAAUAUAUAAAGACUGGAGUUAGUU